Messenger RNA from Vespa crabro (European hornet), 8743 nucleotides. Its product is annotated as cell wall protein DAN4-like. The record is from RefSeq and is a predicted model, not a curated record. The transcript is spliced from 5 exons. The coding region runs from base 3463 to 4497 and encodes 344 amino acids. Gene Ontology annotation, biological process: synapse organization. Gene Ontology annotation, cellular component: neuron projection membrane. NCBI's taxonomy places the organism in Eukaryota, Metazoa, Arthropoda, Insecta, Hymenoptera, Vespidae.
GAGAACGACAGGCAGACAGAGACAGAGAGAGAGAGAGAGAGAGAGAGAGAGAGAGAGAGAGAGAGAGAGAGAGAGAGAGAGAGGGAGAGAGAGAGAGAGAGAAAGAGAGUGAGAAAGUGCGAGAAGAAAUUUGAGGGAUGUUAAACUCCAUCGGCUUGGAUACGAAGAAUAGAUCGUGCGACGUUGACGUCCGAUACGAACGAUCGCUGCCAUCAUCGGCAAUGACGUCCUUGAGAGAGAGACGCUGACUAUCUCUAACGCAAUACAACGAGGAAUAGGGUGAAAGAGAGACAUAGUGAAUCAGAGAGAGAGAGAGAGAGAGAGAGAGAGAGAGAGAGAGAGAGAGAGAGAGAGAGAGAGAGAGAGAGAGAGAGGGAGGAAGAGUGAAAGAGAGGGAGGAAAAUAGAAGGAUAGAGGAAGAAGGAAGGAGAAACUGAGUGGGAAAAAAACGUGCACUUAACGGCGAAGUGUACACGGGGGAAGAGGAAUAGAAGGAGAAGGGAAAGGAGAAGAAGAAGGAUAGAGAAGGAGGUGGGAAAAGGACGACGACUGUUAGAAACCGUGCAACUCGAUAGUCGUCUUGGAAUUAAGGAAGACCUUUGGGAAUACGCGGAUUAAGGAUACAGACCACCCAGCUCGAAUUCCUCAAAGGAAAGAGGAUCGUCCACUGGGGAGAGUUGGUGGUGGUGGUAGUGGUGGUGAUUGUGGUAGUAGUAGUAGCAAUAGUAGUAGUAGUAGUAAUAGUAGUAGUAGUUAUUGGAAGGAGAAGUAAGAGAAACAGGAGAAGGAAGUAAAAGGAGAAGGAGAAGAAGAAGAAGAAGAAGAAGAAGAAGGAAGAUCCUUGUCAAAGACGAGCUAAACGUGUCCAAGUUGAUUCGUUGAAGGUUAACAAACAGGAACGAAAUCUUCGAUGAGGUUGUUCCCAAGUCUUAUUAAGAAACAUGUCAAUAGCAACUAAGAACUUGUAACGACGAGACCAAAACAUAACGGAGAUACAUUAAGGGACUCGUUAUUAACGCCGUGGGCCAAGCAACGAGUCAAAUCAAAUAUAUAUAUAUAUAUAUCUUAGAGAGAUACACACACACACACACAUACAGACACACACACAUACAUAUAUACAUUCAUUCUUUCACUCUCACUCUCUCAAUCUGAAUCUCUCUAUCCUUGUCUCUAUCUAUCAUACUCUCAUUCAUUCACUUUCCACGUUCCACAAUAUUUCCUUAACUCGAAUAAUAUCGUACGAAGAAACUUCUUUCUCUCUCUCCUCUCUCUCUCUCUCUCCUCUCUCUCUCUCUCUAUCAAAGAUAUUUUAUACCUUUCGAAUUUCCUUCGUCGGUUCUCGUUUGCGAAAUACCUCCCUGCAAAAGGAGAUAGAGAGAAAGCGAAAUAGAGAGUGAAAUAGAAAGAUAGAGAUAGAUAGACAGAUAGAUAGAGAGAGAGAGAGAGAGAGAGAGAGAGAGAGAGAGAGAGAGAGAAAUUGGACGUGUUUCGAUUCGUGAAACUAUUUGGAGGAAAUAACGGCAACAACAACGACGCACGAGGACUAGGGCGUACGUAGGAAACGCGUUGUAUCGCUAACUAAAAUGUUUCAACGUUUUCGCGAGUGCACCGAUCUCUCUAACAGGGGUUACACCGUUCUUGUUCUGGAAUAUUUCCCUUCGACAUACUACAUAGGUUUGCCUUUUGUGCACCGUGAGAAUUACUUUCCCAAGUUGGUACGGAAUAGCCUUCAAGCGGGACGAAUUUCGUCUGAGCCGUAAUAUCAAUUUCGUUUGAAGGAAGACAGAAGAAGAGGAAGGAAAGAGAGAGGGAAUAAAGAGAGUAAGAUAUACAUAUAUAUAUAUAUAUAUAUAUAUAUAUAUAUAUACACACACGCAAAGAAAGAGAGAGAGAUAGACAUACGUAUGUUGACAAGAGAGAAUUCACAGAAACGUUUUCAUUCCUCUCCUCUUGAUACUCCCACUUUCUCUCCCUUUUCCUUAUUCCUUUUCCUUCCCCCCCUCCCUAUCUCUCUCUCUAUCUCCCUCUCCCACUCCCUCUCCCCCCCCCUCUCUCUCUCUCUCUCUAUCGUUAUCGUUCAUUCGUUCGUACGUUCGCUCUCGCUGUUGCCGCGUAAAAUAUAAACAAUAAACAUAGAAACGUUCAAGAAGAUCAGAGGAAGCGUAGUAUAUAACAAGUUACCGUCACGAUCGUAUCUUAUCGGCUUUCUCGAUCGCAUAUCGGAUUUUAAACUCUUAUGGAAGACGGAAUAUGUACUUUAUAUGUCUCUCGUCUGUUAAUUCGAUCGUCAAAGAAUCGACACGAAAUAUACGAAACCGUGCGUCUUCCUUUUAUUAUUAUUAUUAUCAUUAUUAUUAUUACUACUACUAUUAUUACGAAGACGACGACGAAGACGACAAAAAAUAUUACUAUUACACGUCUCUCUUCGACACGUUUCAAAAUCGAACGAUAAUAAGCGACGUGAAUCGUUAUUGACAAAUUCCCUAUACCUGGAGGUCUUCUUUCUCAAGACUUAAGGAAAUCUAAAGGAUAGGUGAGCGACAUAAAGCGUAUUACGUUCUAACUGUUCUGUAAGUCGACUGGCAAAAUUUUUAUCGUCGUCGUCGUAAUAUAUUAUCUUAUAUUCUUUGUAACACGUAACAUUAUUACGGGAUAUAGAAUAAACACGUCAUACGUACAUAAGUACGUACGUACGUAAAAUAUAAGAAAACAAAGAAGAAAGAUUUGACCUUUUCGAACGAAGGAUUGAAAAAGUAUCGUAAAUAGAAAAAAGAUACGGUUUCUUUUGCGUGUGUGUGUAUAUGUGUAUAUGUGUGUGUGUGAGUGCGUGCGUGUGUGCACGGCGUUUAAAAGUGUGUUGUCAACGACGACGACGACGACGACGACGAUAAGGACGAAAAGAUUCGUCCCUAUUUUCUUCCUUUUAUGAGGAUAUACGACAUACGGACGAAUCGAAAGCAACGAGAACGUUGAUUAGUUCGUUGGUGGGUGGUAGGUAUAAUGAUAUUAAACGUUUAGUAGUGUGCGAAUGAAUGUUAGAUUGAAAAGAGAAGAAGGGAAUACGAACGGGUGAAAGAGGGAAGGAAAAAGAAAGAAGAAAAGAAGAAAAGAAAAGAACAAAAUAGAAACAAGGAGUGAGAGAAAGAGAGUGAGUGAGAGAGAGAGAGAGAGAGAGAGAGAGAGAGAGAGAAAAGAGAGAGAUAGAGAGAGAGCGAAUUAGAAAUAGAGAUAAAUAAAAAGAAAGGAAGGUAACACCUCUUCUGGCGUGUAUCAUAAAUGUUUUCGUAUUUUUGAAAUAAUACGAAUAAAGUAUAAUAUUACCGAGUAUAUUAUUAUUCGGUUUAUUAUAUUUCUCGGUUUGGGAACGAGGAUUUGGUAUAUUCAUGUAAUACGUUUGUGAAUGUGCGCGGGUGAGUCGGUGAUACGUGCGGACGGGAGAAACGGACCAGCCUUUGGAAAAACAUGGUACACGAAGGCACAGGUUUAUGGCAUACUGCUGGAUUCAAUGUGUCGAGGUGGCUGAUGGUUAUAAUACACGGCUAUCGGGUCACCAGUCUCAUCCUGUCUAUCUUACUUAACGUGCUGGUACCUACCGAGUACCACACGAGCACGGUUACUGCCGAGAUAGUAGUCGGUGCUGGAAACGGGAACGCUUUGGGGACGACUAUGACGACUACUACGACGACUACGACGAGAACGGCGACUACGACAACGUCGACGUCGUCGACUACGACGACGACGACGACGACUCUGAGACCAUUGGACGUCGAGCUACCACCCACUCUACCGAUGACCUUUGGUACCGAGAACUCAACUACGAUCUCAGCGCAAUCCGGUUCCAUGGCUUUGCUACCCUGCGUUGUUCACAAUCUUGGCGACGGAGUGGUGUCGUGGAUAAAGCGUAAGACUGUUCAGGAAUUAUUGACGGUCGGUCUGAUAACGUACGCUAACGACGAGCGUUUUCAAGCGAUUCACUUUCAUCACAGCGAGGAUUGGACGUUGCAAAUAAAAUACGUACAGGGAAGAGACGCGGGACUUUAUCAGUGCCAAGUGUCAACGCAUCCACCUACAAGCAUAUUUUUGUUUCUCGAGGUUGUCGAGGCCAGAGCUGAGAUAAGCGGACCCCCAGAGAAAUACGUGAGGCCCGGAAGUACUCUACAGCUUCACUGCGUUGUCAGGAAGUCUACCGAGACACCGUCUUAUCUCUUCUGGUACCACAACUAUCGAAUGAUCAACUACGACAUCGAACGCGGCGUCAACGUCAGCACCGAUCUGAUAGCACGUGAAAGUUGGUUGGAGGUGCCACGUGCAUCCGAUCGACAUUCGGGCAACUACACCUGCGAAACCAGCAAUGCAUUACCGGCACGUGUAUUGGUACUCGUCAUCAAAGGCGACAAUCCUGCUGCCAUGCAACACAGUUCAACAAAAGUUUCCACCUUACCUCAUAACGAAUCAAUUUUCUUCUCGACAUUAAUCGUAUUGAUAAUCCUUUCGUAAGUUAUCGUAAACAAAAAAAAGAAAAGAACGAAAAGGAAGGAAGAAAGGAAAAAAAAAAAAAUAAUUAAAAUAAGAGAAAUGACAAAAAGGAAGGAAGGAGGGAGGAUUAUUGCCGUCGCCGCCGUUCUCAUUAAUUUAAAAAAAAAAAGAAAAAAGAAAAAAAAAAGAAAAAAAAAUGAGAAAGUGUUCGACAGAAGUUACGAAUCUAACGAUGAUUUAAUUAACAAUUAUCGGAUAUAAAUUAUAUUUCGAGAUUAUAAUUUAUUAUUAACGUUGGAAUGUUCUAUCGAAAUUACAUAGUCUCGUUUUCGAAAAUUAAUAAUACAUUUAAUUCAAUAAUAUAUUGUUAAUAGAGACAACAUAUAUAUAUAAUAGAAAGUUUCCCUUACUUAUUCGUUUAACAUUCUUCCCUCUAAUAAUUGAAAUUAACAUUUCUCAAGUUAUUCAUGAACUAUUUCAAGGAGUAAUUUAUAUCCGGUAAUAUUAAACGGCUGAAAACUUAUUUAAUGGUUAAAAAUGUGAACUCGAAAAUUUCAACGAGUUUAAAUAAUAUUAUCUUACCUAAGGUUGGUAAGUAUACGAUAAUAUUAAAACGAAACUUUUUAAAUGGGGAAUCAAUAUAUUGUAGGAAAAAGAAGUGGUUGAUAAGUGGGUGGAUGGGUGAGUGAGUGUGUAGCUUGAGUUGGUUGUUGAUAGGGUGAGAAGGGAAGGGGGAAAUUCGCGAUAGGAAUUCGCGUUAGAGAAACUCGCAUAGGUUACCUAUCCUACCUACCUACCUACCUACCUACCUACCUACCUACCUACCUACGUACAUACAUGCAUACAUAUAUAUGUAUAUAUACAUGUCUAUAUAUAUAUAUAUAUAUAUAUAUAUAUAUAUAUAUAUAUAUAUAUAUAUAUAUAUAUACGUAAGUACAUACGUGCAGUGUCACGCGUUAUAUGCCGAGAUGGAAGAAUUAUCUUGCGAUCCGUCCCCGUAACAUUCGGUAUGAUUAAUGGUGAUGAUCUUGUCGCGAUCCUACGCUCGUUACCCCUCCGUUCCCAUCACCCUGUCCCUUCUCUAUCAGAGAGUCUCCCAAACUCUGCUAAAUCCUUGGUUGGUUCUCCGUAACGGACCAUAUCGCAGCUUCCACGACUCAGUUCGCGUCACGUAUCCACCGAGAUUUCGAUGCGAUCUAUAACGAGCCAUACAAACGUACGUAAUAUCGCAAAAAGUUUGACGGCUUAAUUUUUUAAUUAAGCCAUUUUCACUCGAAUCUUUUUUAUCGAAACGUAAUCACCAUUGAUUCACGUAAAAGAUAAUAAACUUGGAUCUCAUUAUGUUUUCUAGUUCUUAUUCUUUCGUGUUUUUCUUAUUUUUUCGUUCCGUUCUGGUUUUCUUAUUUGAAAAGAAAAGACAAAAAAAAAAAAGAAAAGAAAAAAGAAAAGAAAAAAGAAAAAAGGAAAGAAAAUGUAACAACAGUCGAAUAGUAUAUGUCCGAUGAAUUACACGAACGUAAUUAUCGAUCGAAGUGCCAAAUUACGUGUUCAAUGAGAUUACAGAGAAAAAGAGAGAGAGAGAGAGAGAGAGAGAGAGAGAGAGAAAUUUUAAAAGGAAAGAAAGGAGAAAAGAAAGAAAAGAGAACAAAAAGGAAAAAAAAAGAAUCACGUGUUGUUUCGUCUCCUCCUCGCUAUUGGAAAUAAUAAUUCAAUUUAAUUUUUCCAUCGUACCAACGUAAUACCAAUUCGGGGAUUAUAUAUCCUUUUUUUCUUCCUCCCCCUUUUUACUUUUAUCAAUUCACACGUAUAUCAAACGUAUAUAUAAAUAUCGUACCGCGCAUAUGUAAGUAAAUAAGUAAGUAAGUACGUACGUAUGUAUUCGUUCUGUAAUAUACUUUAUAGGACGUUAUGAGAUAAAGAAGCAAAGAAAAAAAAAAAGAAAAAGAAAAAAAAGGAGAAAAAAGAAAAAAAAAAAAGGAGGAAAAAGUAAAAAAAGAAAAAAGAGGAAAAAGUAAAAAAAAAAAAAAAAGAAAAAAAAACAAGGAAAAAAGUAACGUUUAUAAUGUUGAUAUCGUUCGAUAUUAUAUCGAAUAAUUGUCCCAUUUGAACGAGAACGUAAGAAAAAACCUAAAGUACACGGUAAUAAUAAACCACGUAUAUGUAGGUAUGUAUAAUCUCUGAUUAAAACUCCCUCCCACUUAUAGACCAACCAUCUAUGACAGCCCUCCUCCCAACCUCCUGCACUCCCUUUCCCCCCAAAUCUUCCCUUUAAUUAACGUCUAACGAUAAUUUAAUUUCAAUUAUAAUCAAAGUUUUCUACUACGUCUGUCUACUACGUUAGUUCAAUUAAUCGAUAUAUAAUCGUUCCACUUAAUCAUAGAAUUUACAGGCAGCAUGUUUGUUUGAUUACUAUCAAAGACGAACGUUGCAAACGUUGAUCGAUUAACGUGUCCCAUUUGGGGACUAAUGCGAUAAUACGCAUUGUUGUCAGAGUUGUCGGGCUCCGUUCCAUCUCCGCAACACAAUUAAUCGCGAAAUCGCACGUUAAUUCGAUGAUCAUACUCCUAUUCCCUGUAAAUCGUCUCGAUAUAAUCGACGAUUUUACCAAUAUCGAAUAUCUAUCGAUUUAGGAUAACUUAUCAAUAAAGAUUUUCCGUGUUCUAAAAUAUACCUAAGCGUACGUACGUACGUGUGUGUGUAUGUGUAUGUGUGUGUGUGUGUGUGUGUGUAUGUGUGUGGCUGUAUAUGUACGUGCGACUGUAACUUUGUACGCGUGCAUGCAUGUGUGCUUGCUUGCGUGCGUCCAUGCAUGCAUGCAUUUGUGCGAGUCCGUGGCAUAAUCGAGAACAAUGAUUACGAGUCGACAUUGUUCUCCAUCAUGUUUCUCAUUCCGGAUCUGAGUAUACCUCUUCCCCGUAACUUUCAAAAUUAGCUUAACACGUUCUAAUUAUGAUUAUGAACAUUCUCGAUGAAGACGACAAUAGUGAUAUUAUCGGUGAAUUAAAAUAAAAUUAAAUAAAAGGAAAAAUGAAAAACAAGAGUUCCGUCAUAUUUGAUUUGGAAUACUUUUUGGUAAUAUUUAUUGAUAAAUAUUCACGAAGAGGAAUGAAAUAGAAGAAGAAAUGAUAGAAAGAAAGAAAGAAAGAAAGAAAGGAAAGAUCAAUUUUUCGUUCAUUUCAUGUUACUCAAUUCUCAAACAUUUUACGUACGAUAAAAUUUCUAUUACGAUUAAUUCGAUCGAUCGUUGAAUUUUUUCUAGAACGUUUUGGUUAUUUUUGAAUUUUUUUUUUUCCCUUUUUUCCUUUUUUACUUUUAUUUAUUUAUUUUUUUUUUUUUUUUAUCAGGUAUACGUACUUACUCUCUCCAGGUAUAUUUAUUUAAAAACUGAUUGCGGAAGAUAAAAUCCAUAGCCGCAAAAGCCUUAUGCGUUUUAAUCAAUGCCAAAAAGAGACCAAAAAUCGAUAGACCAUAUCUCUUUAUACAUCGUCAGAGUAAUCGAUCUCUCUCUCUCUCUCUCCCUCUCUCUCUCUCUCUCUCUCUCUCUCUCUCGCCAUUUUAUUGCUUUUUCCAUACUACAACCAUCGUACAAUUUCAUAAAUUUUUUAUUUUCCUUCUCCCUGAUUUUUUCUUCUUCCAUACAUUUUCUCAUUUUUGUUUUCUCCCUUUCUGUUCUUUUUAUUUUAUUUUAUUUAUUUAUUUAUUUUUUUUUUCUUUUUUGGAAUCGAACUAUCGAUUAAUCUAAAAUCGUUAUCUCGCGCCAAGCGAAAUAAUAAAGAGGAAGAGAAGAGAAGGGAGGGAAGAUAAGAGAGAAAUAAAAGAACAAUGUACGCAGGUGUAUUUACACGAUAAACUUGUGUCAAUCUAUUUUUCUUUUUCCUUUUUUUUUUAUUUUUUUCUUUUUUUUUUUUUGACUUUUUUUAUUACUUCCGACGACGAUUACAGAAGAACUAAAGAUGAUAGAUAACGGAGAACGAGAAAAGAAUAUUGAAAAGUAAGAGAGAUAAAGAAAAAUAAAGAAAAAGAGAAAACGAUAUUAUCAAAAAAAAAAAAAAAAAGAAAGAAAAAGAAAAAAGAAAAAAAGAAAUGAAAAAGUGAGAGACAGAUAGAUAGAAAAAAAGAGAGAGAGAGAGAGAGAGAAAGACCAACGCGGUUUCAAGGAAAACAUUUAGAAAAGACGUCGUUCUUUUAUAAAAGAUAUAAGAUGAAUGGACAAAGACAACAAGAAAAAUAAAAAUGAAAACACAAAAGAAAGAAAGAAGAAAAGAAA